GCUGGUUCCUGAUCACGUGGCACACUACGAUUAUUCAGUGAUCACUUGCUCUGGUCUGUCAGUUGUGGCAGGCAGAAACAGAUGAUUAUCUACACAAGGAUAGGCAACCAACCGUUCCCUGAUACAGACAGAGAUAGUUGUCCUGCCACAGCGGUAAGCGCAGAAACAUUGCACAAGGAACGGCGACUGGGAGACUGCGUCAGUCAGGACACACAGACUGGAUCUGGGUCUGGGAUCACAGUACAUGGGCAGUCAGUUUAUUACACCAACCUUCACCGCCUCUUAGGAUCAGCCAAUCACAGGUUACCGUUGGAACACCUGGUCAUAGAGCAACCAAUCAUUGUUCUGCGUUGGGCUUGAGCGCUGAGCUUCCCACAGAGUCCCUACGUGACGGACCAAUCGGGAGGCUCCUCUGCACCUUUGCGCACCACGGCUAGCCAAUCAGCGUACGGGUCACAGUGACUCUGUGUGUGAGAUUCCCUCUCCGGUCUCCGUCGCUGCUCUCCGCUGUUCUGUCAUGUCGGCGACUCCGUGUUCGGCCGCCGCCCCCUCCGGCCCCGUGCCCGGGAUGUCCAUGUUCCGCUGGCUGGAGGUGCUAGAGAAGGAGUUUGAUAAGGCGUUCGUGGACGUGGACCUACUACUGGGCGAGAUAGACCCUGACCAGGCUGACAUCACCUAUGAGGGUCGGCAGAAGAUGACCAGCCUGAGCUCCUGCUUCGCUCAGCUGUGUCACAAGGCGCAGACGGUCAGCCAGAUCAACCACAAGUUGGAGGCUCAGCUUGUGGAUUUGAAAUCUGAACUGACAGAGACUCAAGCAGAAAAAGUGGUGUUGGAGAAAGAGGUUCACAAUCAGCUUCUGCAGCUCCAUGCCGUACAACUACAGCUUCACUCCAAAACAGGCCAGAAUGUGGACUCGGGGGCCAUCAAAGCCAAACUGUCUGUCACUAGUCUGGAAGUAAUGGAAAAAGAAUUGGAGGCCAACAAGAAAGAAAAGGUAAAGGAGGCAAAACUGGAAGCUGAAGUGAAACUGCUGCGAAAAGAAAAUGAAGCACUUCGUAGGCAUAUUGCUGUUCUUCAGGCAGAAGUGUAUGGUGCAAGAUUGGCUGCUAAAUAUUUAGAUAAGGAGCUGGCUGGAAGGGUGCAGCAGAUACAGUUGCUUGGCCGGGAUAUGAAGGGUCCUGCUCAUGACAAACUAUGGAAUCAACUUGAAGCUGAAAUCCACCUACAUAGACAUAAAACUGUUAUCAGAGCAUGCCGAGGGCGAAAUGACUUAAAGCGCCCUUUGCCAGUUCCACCAGGACAUCAGGACCCAGAUUGCUUAAAGAAAAGUCAAGGAGUUGGUCCAAUCAGAAAAGUGAUUUUGGUUAAAGAAGAUCAUGAAGGACUUGGCAUAUCAAUCACUGGUGGAAAGGAGCACGGUGUUCCAAUCCUCAUAUCAGAAAUUCACCCGACUCAGCCGGCUGAUCGCUGUGGUGGACUGCAUGUUGGUGAUGCCAUUUUGGCAGUGAACGGCAUCAAUUUAAGGGAUGCCAAACACAAAGAAGCAGUUACCAUUCUCUCUCAGCAGAGGGGGGAAAUUGAGUUUGAAGUAGUUUAUGUGGCUCCAGAGAUAGAUUCAGAUGAUGAAAAUGUGGAGUAUGAAGAUGAGAGUGGACAUCGGUAUCGCUUGUACCUAGAUGAACUGGAAGAAGGUGGAACUAGUCCUGGGGCAUCUAAUAAAGAUGCAAGUGGUGAUGCAAAACCAUUGCGAGUGUUUGACCAAAAGCAUCACAUUGAUGGACAUGAAAAUGGGGACCUUGAGCCAACAAGUGAAUCCCUAUCAGGAGACACUGCUUCCAAGUUGGCAUAUUCUUCAGAUUCCCUGUCGUAGGACUUGUCUCCUGUGUCUUCAGAGGAAGAGACCGAUAAUCACUCUAGUGGACAAAUUUCAGUCUCAAGGGAGGUUGGAUACGGUUGCCUCCAAUGCAGUUUCCUCAGGGUUGUCUGAGCAAUUCUACACAUGCAAAAUCUUUCAUUUAUCCACUAUGAGCCAUAACUGUUGACAUUGCAUGUUUCUUUCUCAUUUCUUUUUGUAAGCACCAAAGCAUGCAUUUUUAAACAUGUAAAGCAUUUUUUUGAGCUUAUUUUUGUGUCUGACGUAAGUAAAACUGGACUGAGAUAAAUGUUUACAACACAGAUAGAAGGGAGUUACACAGAAGAUGUUUGAAGUAAGUGAUAGAAAAAUAGCAUUUUAUUCUAAAUAAAGCUUAAAUGAAAAUAUUAUGGUUUUAGGAUAAAUUUAAGUGCCAAUCUGGCCCAGCACAAUCAAUUAAAAAACAUUAUAUUCUGGUUCAAUCAUUAAAAAAUGUCCUGCAGUCUGCACUAAUGUUUUUUAUUUAAUUUUUUUCUAGAAGGAAGACUAAACUCCAUGUAUGUAUUUUUCUAUUUACCUGCAGAGUAUGGAAUUAGGUGCAUGCUUUAAAAGGUUCACUUUGAGGAUUCUGUGCCUAUUGUAAAUAUUUUGUUAAUGGUGCAAACCAUGUUGAAAGUCUCAGUGGCCUGAUAGAUAUCGUAAACCUGUAAGUAACUGGGCAGAAUGUGUGUUUUUUUCCUCACAGUGUCACCUGUCAACUUACCACAUUUUUGCCUAUUUUAUCCUGUAAGUCAUACUGUUAUAACUGUUCCCUGACAUCGCUGAUGAAGUCAUUGCUGCUCUGUCAAUACCUAUAGAGCAAUACUGACGGACAGCCAUUUGUUCUAAUGUCAGCCACUGUUUGUAUGACAAGUGAUGUGAAAUAGGUUGUUUUUCUAUGUUAUCUCCUUUUCCAGCUGCACUAUACAUAUUGUUUGAGAGAGCUUUGGAGAAUGUAUAUAGUAGUCAAAUUGCUAUUUAUAAAUUUGUGUCUCUCUUGUUCGUGACAUGAUCUUUUGUGGUGUCACUUAAUUUAGGUUAUAUAUAAAAUAUAAUAUGUUUUAAAGCUUUUUAUACUGUAUUUUUUAGGUUCAGAGUUUUUGGUUUAUACAAUAUUGCCAUCACUCUCCAUAUAUAGCCAUUAUGGUUCUAUAUUGCAUUUAACUAUAUUUUCAGUGUCCUAUUAUUCAGAUAUAUUUCAUUAAUAAGAUACUAGUUAAACUAAACACAAUAAAAAGGAAGCUUUCAAGUAAUGCUGCCUGUCCUCUUAUCCUGGUAACAGUAGAUUUCAACGUGCAUUGUGUACAUCCCACUUUCCAUGCCAAAGCAGACAGAUGAAUUUUAUGUUACAUAUCCAUUUCAUACCAGUAUGUGUUGUAAUGUAUUUUCCUUUGAAAUACGAUGACCACAAAGGACACGUGUUACAGGAUCAACUAAAUUAAAUAAAUGCACUAAACCCUU
Molecule: messenger RNA, 3352 nt
Organism: Pseudophryne corroboree (corroboree frog)
Lineage: Eukaryota; Metazoa; Chordata; Amphibia; Anura; Myobatrachidae
Gene: GOPC
Product: golgi associated PDZ and coiled-coil motif containing
Exons: 9
Coding region: 518-1870 (450 amino acids)
Biological process (GO): negative regulation of protein localization to cell surface
Cellular component (GO): Golgi apparatus; membrane; trans-Golgi network transport vesicle
Molecular function (GO): transmembrane transporter binding
Source: RefSeq, a predicted model, not a curated record